Molecule: messenger RNA, 1428 nt
Organism: Diorhabda carinulata
Lineage: Eukaryota; Metazoa; Arthropoda; Insecta; Coleoptera; Chrysomelidae
Gene: Daao1
Product: D-aspartate oxidase
Exons: 4
Coding region: 51-1070 (339 amino acids)
Molecular function (GO): FAD binding; D-amino-acid oxidase activity
Source: RefSeq, a predicted model, not a curated record
GUUUUCAAAUUCAUUUGGUUGCGUCGAUACUUAUUCGCACAGUAAUUACGAUGACAGAUUUAAAAAUAAUCGUAGUCGGUUCGGGCGUAAUAGGAGUGACUACUGCUAACGAGUUAUUAAACAGUUUUAAUAAUGUAGAAGUUACAAUUUUGGCCGAUCAAUUUUACGAAGAUACGUGCAGUUGGGUAGCUGCUGGAUUAUUUAGGCCAGGUAUUGGAUUUAUUGGACCUGACGCAAAAACGACGCAAAAAUGGAUAAAUGAUUCUUAUCAUUACUGGAAAAAUAUUCACGACAAUUCUUAUGGAGCAGAUGUUGGAGUUGCGGAGAUAUCGGGGUAUAUUUUUUCAAAUCAGCACAAAUCAAUUGUUAGAAAUCCAUAUAUCGAGAAAUUAUUACCGAUAUACAGAAAAGCAACAGAAAAAGAACUAACUACUUUAUGUCCCGAAACAUGGAAAUAUGGUUCAUUUUUGACGACCCUAGUUACGGAUUCUUCAAUCUACCUUCCAUGGGCAACGAACAAAUUUAAAUCAUCUGGAGGAAAGAUUGUGCAACGGCAUGUAAAAAGAUUGGAAUCCUUAGGACAUGAAUACGACAUAAUUGUCAAUUGUACUGGAAUGGGAGCAAAAUAUUUAUGCAAAGACAACAAAAUGGUACCUAUUCGUGGACAAGUUAUUAAGGUUGACGCUCCUUGGAUGAAGACGUUUUACUACGGCGAACUCGAUACUUAUGUAAUACCGGGUCUUAGAUACGUCACUUUAGGCGGUUGUAGAAAUUAUGAUUCUUACAACACGAAACCUGAUAAAUUUGAUGCUUUAUCUAUACGAGAACGUUGCGAAAAAUUGGUACCGAGUAUUAAAUCAGCCAAAGAAGUGAAUCACUUAGUUGGUUUGAGACCGUACAGAAGUACGGUAAGAGUCGAAAAGGAGGUUUUGGUAACAACCGCCGAUAAAAAAAUUAAAAUCGUCCAUAAUUACGGUCAUGGGGGAUAUGGAGUAACAACGGCACCUGGAACUUCGUUAUACGCGUGCCAGUUGGUAAAAGAAUUAUGGAGCGGUAAUAGCAAACUAUAAAAGAAAUAUUGUGAAACAGAAAAUUAAUUUUGGGUUAAUAAUAAUGUUCGAUUUUUAGCAAAACGUUUAUAACAUAAUAAAAUAUAUAUUGAAAUGAUGCAUUCUCUGAAGAAUCCUUAUUUUUAAGUAAGUUAAUCUUCGAGUCGUUCCAAGUAGAUUGGUUGAGUGGAAUCUAAUGAAAACUCGGACCGCCAAUUAUAGAGAGAUUUCUAGAUUACCCACUACCCGAGGUUUAAUGGAAAGAUAAUUAGAGAAAGGAAUUUUUGCUUAUUUUUAACUUAAUUAUCUGAAAAACGAAAUUAAUUCAGCGAAAAACAUUUUUGAUGCAUUAUCUUUUUAAUUAUAUCGAUGAAAAAUG